Molecule: messenger RNA, 1865 nt
Organism: Ectocarpus sp. CCAP 1310/34
Lineage: Eukaryota; Phaeophyceae; Ectocarpales; Ectocarpaceae
Source: the annotation of a GenBank genome assembly
CACACCAGACGCGACACGUAGUACUUCCUCUGAGCAACAACGGCACAGAGGGAGGGACGGGUUGUUCGCCUGCUUCCGGAUUCUGUGCCGCGUUGCUCGUCCUUCUCCUUCAGCACUGGAGGUUACCACGAACGCAACAAUAGUGGCUGUGUCUGCUGCUUGGUUUCUGCGGCCCUGAACUACGGGCUGUAAGCGCUUCUGUAGGAGACCGACCUACUGCAGUACACACGGAGUACACCACCUUCACUUAACAGCACAGAGGAGAGCAACACGUCAGGUGGAGUCUUCUGGGUCCUCUCCGCGGCUACACCAUGAUCGGAGCGGUGGGAAUGGGACUAGCCAGGGCUUUGCCGGCGGCGGCGCGAAGAGCAGGGACCGCCGCAACCGCUGCAGCUGCCUCGCGACGGUGUCCACACCCAGCCGUUUAUGUCCUCCGGCCAGCAGCAGCAGCAGAAGGAGUCAGAGGUUCUGGCGUCCUGUUUUCGUCGAUGUCUGCUUCUAGAGCAGGAGGAGACGAGGACUCGAUGGAAGAAUCUGGGGGGGGGGGAGCGAUGUCCGGCCAGCCGCUUCCGCCGCGCACGGUGCCCGAUGACAUCCUAGGGUUCAGCUGCCGGACAUACAUGGCGGGAGACUCGGACGAGCGCUACCCUAACGCGCACGGAGUGCACCCUGCGGAGUUCAAGGUCGAGCUCAGGGUGCCGGUGCCCCUCCUGGGGCUUGCUCCGGCGGAGGAGGAGCGGCUGAUUCAGAUCGUUGGCCCUCGGUACCUGGAGAGGCAGCAGGUGUUGAGGCUCGUGUCGGAUCGGUUCCCCAACCGCAUCGAUAAUAAGCGCUACCUGGUGCACUUGCUUGAGAACAUCCUCGUUGAGGCUCGCAACGUGGACGACGAGGAGGCCUGACCUGGCAUGCUGGGUGUGGAAGUGGGGUUAACGCAGCAAGCGCGUAUUAACUGGAGGGGGGGAUAUAUACAGUUGUACACUUGAGGAGGCGAGGCACUCUCGAUGCCACCCGAAAUCCUCAACUGCGUGUGGGCUAAGUGAUUCCCGAAAUAGGCUUGCUUGUUUUGCCGGGCAGACGGGGGAUGAAGGCCGGAGGGGAGCACGCACUUAAACUUCUCCGUGAUUUUUAGUUCGCUUUGACCCGUUUGCGAAGCGAGUGAAGCUUGUGUUUGUGUCUGGCACAUAGCCUAAGCUUGGUCGGUCACAGAUUUUGGAGCAGAGAGCGUUCUGGCCUCUUUUCUGUCUCAUGGAAAGUUCAUUUUUUCACGGAGGGAAGAAGACCGUUGAGUUCGUUGAGUUAAUAGCGCGGAGAUGUGUUUGGUUGGAGCUUGUUUUCCUUGUGCGACGGCAGCAGCGACAUGUUCUGGUGUCAACCAUUGGCAGGAGAUGCUUUUCCUGCAGCGUCUCGCGAUGGUUUUUUGUCUCAUUCGACCCGCCGGCUCAAUGUACUGCUGCUGUAAGGUUUGGAUGAACAAGGCGGCGUUCGUUUUUCUCGCGGGUGGGACCUUUCGUUUGAUCGGUGAGGAGUUUCAAUGCCUCGAUGAUUCAUUUCGUUUUUGUUGGAAACGGUUUUUCAUUUUUCCCGGAAAGGCGUUUCGUUUUUCUCGAAAAGGCGUUUCGUUUUCACGGCGGAGAGAUAUGCUGUUUACUGUGAUUUUUUAACGGUUGAACGCAGUACUACUCCUUAUUUCCUCACAAAGCGGUGCAAAAUGGUCGAUUGCCCGUCCAGAGAAAACCGAAAAACUUGCAAAAAAAUUGGCGGAUUUUGUUUGGCGCGGUGACUUCCAAACAACCACGAGUCGGAACCAGUGAAUAUUAGCUUUCUCGUGAUGGCGGUGGCAUCAAAUUGCGUAGAUUGCUGCGGGU